This is a messenger RNA of Sycon ciliatum, 1111 nucleotides long. Its product is annotated as vacuolar protein-sorting-associated protein 25-like. The transcript is spliced from 5 exons. The record is from RefSeq and is a predicted model, not a curated record. Lineage: Eukaryota; Metazoa; Porifera; Calcarea; Leucosolenida; Sycettidae. Gene Ontology annotation, molecular function: protein homodimerization activity; structural molecule activity. Gene Ontology annotation, cellular component: ESCRT II complex. The coding region runs from base 81 to 638 and encodes 185 amino acids. Gene Ontology annotation, biological process: protein transport to vacuole involved in ubiquitin-dependent protein catabolic process via the multivesicular body sorting pathway.
CCAAAAAUUGUACAUGCACAAUAAUGUAAAUAUUAAUAAUUAUUGUAAUCAUUUCUGGGCCAGUGAAGCAUGGCGUAAGAAUGGCGACCAAGGAAGAAGCCUUUGAUUGGCCUUGGCAGUACAAUUUCCCACCUUUCUUCACAUUGCAGACGAAUGCAGAUACUCAGAGCAAGCAAAUCGCUGCCUGGUGUGAUUUGGUCUUGUCGUACUAUCGUCAAAGCAAGCAGUACAUAUUGGAUGUGACUGAGGCGCAAUCAUCACCACUCUUUCAUAAUGCAGUGAUAAAUCGUAAAUUGCCAUUGGAGGCUGUCAAUGUAGUUUUGUCUUCCCUGGAAAGAAAAGGUCACGUGGAAUGGGAGGAUGCAACCAAGCGCACACGUUGCUAUGUCAUGUGGCGGACACCGGAGGAAUGGGCUGCACUCAUCUUCCAAUGGGUAGCCAGCAAAGGAUUCACCAACACGGUGUGCACCUAUUAUGACUUGCAUUCAGGAGAUGAUGCAGCAGAUCAAGAAUUUUUCGGCAUGGACCUGUGGAUGUUGAAGAAGUCCCUGCGUGUGCUUCAAACACAAGGCAAGGCGGAGCUCAUGCAGGGCACCCAAGCUGACGACUCUGACGGCGGGAUCAAGUUCUUCUCAUGAACAAGAUCAGACACGGCAACUUCUCACUCCACUAUACAACACAUGUACAUUGAUAUUGUACAUAUUGAAGCUGUGCACCUCUUGCUGCUACCAUUGCUACACCAUACCACAACAUAGCACUGCACUGCGCAAGAUUCUUAAAAACAUUGAACGUGUAAAAACAUUGAACGUGUUUAUUCUGCUAGAAUGGAGAAAAGCCCACAAAAUAAGUACAGUUAUAAUGCAUUGAGCAUGAAGUUACAAACCAGUUGUUUUCAUGGGAUAUCAUGAUACUUUCAUGAGAGGAGUUGAUAUGGUGGAUGAUCAAGCAUAAAAAUUCUUUUUGAUGUUUUCAAUCAAGAUUUUGUACAAUCAUCUAGAAGUUAACUUUUUUUUUUAAAUUUUGAGAAUUGAACAGCUAUGAAAAGAAUGUAUGAGCACUGGAGGAUAUGCCCAUCAAGUUGAAAAGGAUAAAAAAAAACACUUGCCUAGUA